Molecule: messenger RNA, 4449 nt
Organism: Gorilla gorilla gorilla (western lowland gorilla)
Lineage: Eukaryota; Metazoa; Chordata; Mammalia; Primates; Hominidae
Gene: ZNF846
Product: zinc finger protein 846
Exons: 7
Coding region: 536-1555 (339 amino acids)
Biological process (GO): regulation of transcription by RNA polymerase II
Cellular component (GO): nucleus
Molecular function (GO): DNA-binding transcription factor activity, RNA polymerase II-specific; RNA polymerase II cis-regulatory region sequence-specific DNA binding
Source: RefSeq, a predicted model, not a curated record
AUACGUAUUCCCCGCUCUCCAGCAGCUUCCUAGCUGGGUUUUCACCUCAGCCAGCGCUCAUGCUCAACCUAGGCAGGGCGGGGCAGGAGGGCCUAGCGGGAGGCGGAGCGAGGGUUGGAGGGCGACGCCCCGGACGUCUGCUAGGUCUGAGACGCGCCGGCCUCCCGCUGCUGCUCCGGAGAAGCGGCGCCUCCUCCCCGCCAGGACCCCGAGGCGGGGGGUUCCCGCCUUCUCCUCUGAGCGCCUCUUCCCGCUGCGCCCGCAUCAGUCUGGGCCUGGCCCAGGGUCCCCGGUGGAGACGUGUUUUUUUCUCCAACCACCGUGCCCCUCUGUUUAAAAGCAGCCAGUCAACCUUUGUGUCCUUUCUCCAGAAGGAAAAGCAUCUCAGCUGUUGUGGAAAAGGGCCCCAGCGUCCUCUGGUCACCGACAGGGCGAUUGCAGUGCGUUCCGGUCAUUUUUUCUAGGACACUUUCUGUCUUCAUGACAGGAACAUCGAGAAGCCAAGGCUGGUGGCUGGGUUACGGAUGGAUUACUGAUGGAUUCUUCUCAGCACUUAGUGACCUUUGAGGAUGUGGCUGUGGACUUUACCCAGGAGGAGUGGACUUUGUUGGAUCAAGCCCAGAGAGAUCUCUACAGAGAUGUGAUGUUGGAGAACUACAAGAAUCUCAUUAUACUAGCAGGGUCUGAAUUAUGCAAACUUAGUCUCAUGUCCGGAUUGGAACAAAUGGAAGAGCUGAGGACAGGAGUGACAGGAGUUCUGCAGGAAUUGGAUUUGCAACUCAAAACCAAAAUCUCCCCACUGCUGCAAGAUAUUUCUGCAGAAAGAUCACCAAAUGGAGUACAAUUGGAGAGAAGCAAUACUGCAGAGAAACUGUAUGACUCUAACCAUUCUGGAAAAGUCUUCAAUGAACACCCAUUUCUUAUGACUCACAUGAUAACUCACAUUGGAGAGAAAACUUCUGAGGAUAAUCAGAGUGGAAAAGCCUUAAGAAAGAACUUUCCUCAUAGUUUUUACAAGAAAAGUCAUGCUGAGGGGAAAAAGCCUAAGUGUGUUAAACAUGAAAAAGCCUUCAACCAGUUUCCAAAUCUUACUAGGCAGAAUAAAACUCACACACAAGAGAAAUUGUGUGAAUGCAAAGACUGUUGGAGAACUUUUCUUAAUCAGUCAUCCCUUAAGUUACAUAUAAGAUCUCACAAUGGAGACAAACACUAUGUAUGUAAGGAAUGUGGGAAAGCCUUCAGUAAUUCCUCACACCUUAUAGGACAUGGAAGAAUUCACAGUGGAGAGAAGCCCUAUGUCUGUAAAGAAUGUGGUAAAGCUUUCACUCAAUCCACAGGACUUAAAUUACACAUCAGAACUCACAGUGGAGAAAAACCAUAUAAAUGUAAAGUGUGUGGGAAAGCCUUCACCCAUUCUUCAUACCUUACUGAUCAUACAAGAAUUCACAGUGGAAAGAAGCCCUAUGUAUGUAUGGAAUGUGGAAAAGCCUUCACUAGAUCCACAGGACUUAUUUUACACAUGCGAAUUCACACUGGAGAAAAGCCAUAUGAAUAGACGAGGUUUCAUCAUGGUGUCCAGGCUGGUGUCAAACUCCUGACUUCAGGUGAUCCACCCACCUUGGCCUCCCAAAGUGCUGGAAUUACAGACGUGAGCCACCACACCCGCCUUUGAAAUACUGUUUCUAAAAGGUAUAUGGAAGAACAAUAGGCAAGGAUAAUCAAGACCCAGCUGAUAAAAAAGGUGGAAGAACUUGCCCUAAUGAAUAUCAAGAUUAAAACUAUAGUAAUUAAGAUGCUGUUGCAUUGUACACAGACAACUAGACUAUUGGUACAAAAUAGUCUGGAAAUAGUCACGUGUAUUAGUCUGUUCUUGAGUUGUUAUAAAGAAAUACCUGGCUGGUCAUGGUGACUCAUGCAUGUAAUCCCAGCACUUUGGGAGGUGAUCCACCCACCUCGGCCUCCGAAGUGCUGGGAUUACAGGCAUGAGCCACUGCACCCCGCAAGAUCUCAUUUUACAGUAAUGUUACAUGCAUCCGUAUAAGAGACCACCUGAGCAGGCUUAGUGUGAGCAACAAGGCUGUUUAUUCACUAGGGUACAAGUGGGCUGAGUUUGAGAAAGGAGUCAGUGAAGAUGGUGGGAUUAUCAUUGGUUCUUAUAGAUUUGGGAUAGGCGGUGGAGUUAGGAGCGACUUUUUUUGUGGGCAGGGGAUGGAUGUUAUGAAGUACAUUCUCAAGAGUGGGGAGGAUGUUACAGAGUACAUUCACAAGGGUGGGGAGGAUGUCUUGUCCCAAAGGCAGGGAGGAAUGUUACAAAGUGCAUUCACAAGGGCGGGGAGGAUGUUACAAAGUACAUUCACAAGGGCGCGGAGGGUGUAUUGUCACAAGGGAUGGGAGGAAUGUUACAAAGUACAUUCAGAAGAGCAGGGAGGGUGUUGCAAAUUACAUUCACAAGGGUGGGGAGGAAUGUUACAACGUACAUUCACAGGACAAGGAAUAUCACAAAGUACAUUAUCACAAGGGUGGGGGAAUGUCACAAUGGUUUGACCAUGGUGCGGCCAGCUCAGAGGACCUUACAUUCCUGUUUUUUUAUGUUAAUAAGAAAUAAAAAUAAUAAAUAAAAUAAGAAUAGUGAAAACUUGGGGUGAAAUUUUGGGGCUAUAUGGAGGAGUGAUGGGUGACGUUUCUCAGGGCUGCUUUGAGCAGCAUUAGCGGUGGUGUGGGAACCUAAAGUGGGAGAGAUUCGACUGAAGUAAGAUUUUGGGGUAAGGGGUGAUAUUGUGGGGUUGUUAAAAGCAGCAUUUGUUGUAUAGAGUGAUUAGUGAUAGCCUGGAUGCAGUUUUGUAGGAAUUGAGAGAUUAAUCAGAAGACACAAGGCCUCAAUAAGAGAAGGAGGAAGACAGGUAUUAGAGAACUAACGAUUGGAAGACGCCAGGAUACCCAGUUAGAGAGUGGCCAGGUGGGUCCAGCAUAAUUAGUUGCCUGACUAGCGAGGUUUUGAGCUCUGUUUUUGAGUUUUUUGACGUCAUCAUAUACCAGGCCAGACUGAUUAAAGUAAAACAAACACUCUUCAUUAAGAAAUAUACAGAGUCCUCCUUUUUCAGCAGUGAGUAGAUCGAGGCCUUGGCAGUUCUGGAGGACAACUGCAGCUAAAGUGUCAACCUGGGCUUGGAGGACAGAUAAAGAUUGUGAUAUAUCUGUAAUGCUAAACAGAGAAGUCAUUAGAGAGGCUGCAGGAUGGUGUGACAGAGGUUGAGAUAGCUGCUAUUCCAGUUCUAAGUGCAAUAGUGAAGGCAGAAAUUCCUAGACCCACAAGUAAAGGGAUUAAUGGGAUGACUCUUUUUUGUCAUGUUGGUGUCAUGAGGGGGACAGGCAGUUGUUCGUUCCCGUUUGCAAACUGGAUUUUGGGGGUAAGGAAGACUAGAGUACAUGUGCCCAUCCAGUUGGCAGGUGUACGUGGAAGAACCACAGAAAAAUAAGAGACCUUGUGUCAGGCAUAACUGGAAAUGUAAAGUGAAAAGGUGAGAGGGUGUAGGGAAAGAGGAGUCCUGCACCCAAAAUCCUAGAGAUCCAGCAAGGGCAGCAGCCGUUAGAGGUUGUAAUGGGGAUUGAUGGUGCAACUGCGUAGAGGGAAGGUUCAGUUCUCAUGGUGUAUAAGAAAGCACAUAGUAUCUGUGAGUAUUCUUUCACUACUAUUCAUGGGGCUGGGUAUAAGCAAGCAAGAGGAGGGGCCAGGAGGAGAGUCAAAUGAGCAGGGCGAGGGUAGCCAAAGAUGGAGUGAGAUGCAGGGUAGGUGUCUUCCUAAGCAUUAGUGACUGCCAAUGUUUUUUAGUUUGUCAGUAAUGAUAGAGAGCUUAUCAGUAAUGUGAAGUUGGAAUGCUCCCAUCUGUUUGGUAGUGUGUGUGGCUUGGUCCUGGAGAUAAAGAGUAAAGGAACAUUUGGAUGGUGGAAGGUUUCCUAAAGGGAUUCCAGUAGGCUGUUUUUGGGAGAAGCAUAAAGGAGCGGCAACAGGGAUAGUUGUUUGUGUGGUUAGGGGUCCAAAUAUGGGGGGGAGUGGAAUUGACAUAAAGAGAAAGGUGCUGUAAGUAGAUGCGGAGAAGUGUGGCCACUUUUUAAUGUGAAAUCUCUGGGGAGUUCUCACCAAAUCUGUCUAGAAAGUAAAGAAGUUCCUCAGGUGGGUAAAGACAAGGGCUAUUAAAGAAGGUUCAGAGGUGCAGGGAGACAGGAGAGGUAGCUCAGUAAGCCUGUAGAGCGGGGACGGCUGCAUAAGAGCAGGAAGAAAGGGAAAUGCAUAGCCAACAAUUUUUUACUAGAGAAGGAUUGGAGGCAGUGAGGAGAGAGUGGGUGAGAUUGAUACUAUGCUGGAGGUAACUAGGCAGAGGUAGAGAGUGACUGGAGAAUAGGGGCAAGGAUAAGAGUGAGUAGAAAAGUAAAAAAAAAAAAAAAAAAGAA